GUCCUUGAGUACAAUGUUCGAAGAACGCUGCAUAAUAUGCUCACUUAAGUACUGACUGUUACGCUGCGCGAGUACCUAUAGUUACACAGAUAUUUCAUGAAUUAGUUUGUUUCGACGACCGGUUGAAUCGACGACAGUUUCAAAUAUAAAGUUCGUUUUAAUUUUUAAAUGUUUUUGUUUUGUAUCAACAACUUUUAUUGUGCGCUGAUGACUACGUAAUAACCAAUAACUAAGUUUAUUGACUCUCAAUGGUUACAAAUUACAUAUUGUUAAUGAUAUAAUUUUAUUCUACGACUUCCAUACAACAUUGAUGCAUCGAUUUGGGAUUCAUAAAGUCCAACCAUAUUAAUACAUUGAUUUAUUACGCAUUUCAAUAUACUAUAUUAUAGUAUUUAAUUACUAAACGUAUAUCUAUAAAUUUAUAAAAAUAUAAUUAUUAAGUCUAAUCAUGGAAAUGGCGACAAACACAGAUAAUAAAACAAAUGUAGACGAAAGCAAUCAAGGCUGUACCACCAUCUCUUUCGAGACCCACGAAACUCAUCCGAAAACGUGCAAAGAAGGAUUCGACAACAAAAGAAAUUGGCUUUUUCCACGAUUGCUGAUAAGUAACAACAAACAAUUUGCACUAAAAUGUCUGUGCCAUGGAAUGGUCUUGGCUUAUAUAUUAGCUGCCAUCAACCAUUGGUAUUUAAGCGACGUAAAAGACGUCGGCUGGAAAAACGGAUUAGGUCUACUGAUCAUCGUGACCACGUGUUAUUACGGUAUACAGCCCGUCAGAUUCCUGUUCACGUUGAUACCUACUGUGAAGGUGUUACCUCACGCACACUUCAAAAUCGGAGUGCUGUGUACUUUCUUAGGGUCAUUCGUUUUAUUCAUUUUCUUCGACACAAAAAAUAAUAGACAUAGGCUAGUGCCAUUGGCUGGACUUAGCGUAUUUAUUCUCCUUGGAUUCAUAUUUUCCAAACACCGUAGACAUGUGAAUUGGAUCACAGUUGCGUCCGGAUUAGCCACUCAGAUAACUAUAGGAAUGUUGACAAUCAGAUGGCAAGUCGGCCGAUCUAUAGUCCAGGCAGUUGGAGAAUUGGCCGAUAAGUUUUUCUCCUUUGCGUACGUUGGUGCUAAGGUGACGUACGGAAAUGAACUAAUCGACAAUUAUGGUGUAUUCGCAUUUAAGGUGCUUUCAGUGUUAUUUUUUAUGUGUUUUAUAAUUGAAAUACUAUUUUACUAUGGAAUCAUACAGACGGUAGUUAUAAAAUUAGGAUGGUGCUUGCAAAAAUUACUAGGAACGACAGCAGCCGAAUCAGUUAAUACCUGUGCUAGCGUGUUUUUAGGCAUGUCAGAGGCGCCUAUUAUCAUCAAACCAUAUUUACCUGAUUUAACAGAAUCUGAAAUCCAUACCGUUAUGAUGGGAGGAUUUUCAACAGUAGCUGGCACUGUAUUUGCGGCAUAUACAUCAUUCGGUAUAGAUCCGGCUUACUUAAUUACAGCAUCAGUAAUGUCAGCUCCAACUGCGUUGAGUUUCUCUAAACUGAUUUUCCCAGAAACUGAAAAAUCAUUAAAUAGUAUAGAUCAAAUAUGUACUAAAAAGACUAACGACGAGGGUAACGUGAUGGACGCGGCUUGUAAAGGAGCCCAGUUUGGAUUGAAAAUAAUCGGAGCGAUUGUCGCCAACAUAGUGGCGUUCGUGUCGUUUGUUGCGUUCAUCAACGCAAUAAUAACGUGGUUGGGACAUUUGGUCGGAUUCGAAGAUCUAUCAUUCGAGUAUGUAUUGGGCAAGAUAUUGAUACCUGUCACGUGGCUGUUGGGCGUUGAUCCUAGCGAAUGUGAAGCUGUCGGCAAAUUGAUCGGCUUGAAAAUGACAAUUAACGAAUUUGUGGCGUACAAACAAAUGGGCGAUCUAAUUAAAGAAGGCAAGCUUAACCGCAAGUCGGAAAUCGUCGCCACUUUUGCUUUAUGCAGUUUCGCCAAUCCAGGAUCAAUUGGAUCGAUGAUUGCCACAUUGACGACUUUGUGCCCUACACAGCGAUCAUCGAUAACCAAAAAUGUAUUUAGGGCAUUUCUCGGUGGUACGGUCACUUGCUUUUUAACGGCCGCUAUUGCUAGUUUAUUAAUGCCCGACGAAGGAUUACAAAACUAAAAGCAAUAAAUUAUCUUUGUAAUUUUUGUAUAUGUAAUUUUUUAUAUAUAUAUAUAAAUGUAUGUGAUGUAUUAUUGCUAUCUACAUAAUAGCAAACUUACACAUACCCAUUUAUUGGUAUAAAUUAUACCAAUUAUAUUUUUAUAAGUAAUAUAAUAUAUUUUAUUAUUGUUUUGAACA
Aphis gossypii (cotton aphid) is the source of this 2317-nucleotide messenger RNA. RefSeq names its product sodium/nucleoside cotransporter 2-like. Gene Ontology annotation, biological process: nucleoside transmembrane transport. The coding region runs from base 449 to 2137 and encodes 562 amino acids. Gene Ontology annotation, cellular component: membrane. The record is from RefSeq and is a predicted model, not a curated record. Lineage: Eukaryota; Metazoa; Arthropoda; Insecta; Hemiptera; Aphididae. The transcript is spliced from 14 exons. Gene Ontology annotation, molecular function: nucleoside:sodium symporter activity.